GACAUGCGCAGAUGUGAUUCGUUUUAGCUCCUCCCUUGAGAGUGACGUACGGAUGUGAGGCUUCAAUAUGCUUUCCUCUUUUAAACUGCGCCAUUCCCCUUGACUGUCAACAUGGCGAGUACCGUUGCAAACAAGUGUCUAAGUCCUCUGGCUUUCCUGACCAGGAGGUUAUCUGCUCCGGAGUUCAUCACUCAGUGCUGCUACCACCAGAAGGUGGUGGAUCAUUAUGAGAACCCAAGAAAUGUGGGCACAUUGGACAAACACUCUAAGAAUGUUGGGACUGGCCUGGUGGGCGCUCCAGCCUGUGGAGAUGUAAUGAAGCUCCAGAUUGAGGUGGAUGACCAGGGGAAGAUUGUGGAUGCCAGGUUUAAAACUUUUGGCUGCGGCUCUGCUAUUGCCUCCAGCUCUUUGGCCACCGAGUGGGUGAAGGGCAAAUCUGUGGAUGAAGCUUUGACAAUAAGGAACACUGACAUUGCCAAAGAGCUCUGUCUUCCACCUGUUAAACUGCACUGCUCCAUGCUUGCAGAGGAUGCUAUCAAGGCUGCCCUGGCUGACUAUCGCCUCAAGCAACAGGACGACCAGCAGGAGGCAGUCAGAGCCAGCAUUUAAACAGAGCCCUCACUCUGAGCUGGGCGCCACUGUUUGCUUCCUGCUGUCAAGAAGAGAAGUAGCAGAAGUCCAGCCUCCUCACUUUCCUGCAGUAUUGAUGAGGCACACCUAACACGUUGAUGACCAGUACACCAUUGUCAACCCUCUGUAGCAGUGUAACACCAGGAUUUCUGUAUUAGUCACAGUGGUCCUCUAAACCUGCGUACUGUACCUUUUUAGCCUGUCACAUAAACGCACAAUGGAAGCACUGUUGGUACAAAAAGAGGCUUAUUUUUAGAGAUUGUGUUCAAUUUGAAGAUUUUGUGCUUGGGGAGUGUUUAGUUUGAAAGAAGGUGUGAUGGUGAUAAUAAUUAAAGCUAAGAGCUGUAGUCUAUCUACACCCUAAGCACUGACCUUUGAUAUGCAAUUAAGCAAAGUGGCUUGAAACAAUGAAAGGGUCCAUUGGUUUUAAGUGUAAUUUAUGAUUAUUUAGUAAUGCUUACUUGACAGUCUGCAAUAAAAGUAUCCUGAAACCAAAA
Sander lucioperca (pikeperch) is the source of this 1127-nucleotide messenger RNA. RefSeq names its product iron-sulfur cluster assembly enzyme b (gene iscub). The coding region runs from base 112 to 609 and encodes 165 amino acids. The transcript has 5 exons. Gene Ontology annotation, biological process: iron-sulfur cluster assembly; intracellular iron ion homeostasis. Gene Ontology annotation, molecular function: 2 iron, 2 sulfur cluster binding; ferrous iron binding. Gene Ontology annotation, cellular component: mitochondrial matrix; cytoplasm. The record is from RefSeq and is a predicted model, not a curated record. Lineage: Eukaryota; Metazoa; Chordata; Actinopteri; Perciformes; Percidae.